AUGUCUCUCUCACUUCUGGUGAAAUGCUUCUUCGCUACACUGCUUUUUGUUGGAGCAGGCGCCACUUUCACAAAGGAAACAAUGCCAGGUGCCAAAUAUUAUGACGGCAAGAAAAUCAGUCUUCCUAUGUCAGGCGAUGCUCAUAUCGAACUCAUAGAACACUGGAUGUUUCAAGCUUACAGCAGCUUCCUUUCUGCAUUUGCAACGAAAAAGUACAGUAUAAUAUCAAAAUAUUUAAGCAUCCCAGAAUUACCAACCAGCGACCGACGGGUCUUCACAAAAUGUUCCAAACGUGCCUCAUCGCUUCAUAAACAUGCUAAGUGUAUCGUGGAUGCCCUAAAAUCAUCUAAAAAUGCGGAUAUCAAUAGAGACAGCCGUGAGGGUAAUCCUUAUCUAACAGACAGCAGAAAUUCUUUUAAACGUCGUUUACGGGAUGAAGCCGAAACGGAAGAUCCUGACGAGAAGGAGCAAACAGUGAUACAAAGAACUCCGAAAACCGUAAAAGUUUCUGGCCCACGCAUGACUAUUGUGAAACAAGACAGUUAUGACUUGUUGUCAGCUAACGAAAUUCAAAGUCCAGCAGGGAUUUUAAUGAAAUCUCUUACUCACGAGGUUCUCGAUAUGAUGCCUGAAAUGCUAAAAGGACAAUAUAGAAGUGUUAAAGAGAGAGAUCCACUUGGUACCCCUCAUUUGGUCCGUAAAGCUAUUAAAUUGGGUAUGACAAUCGCUGGUCAAAAUACAACAGAUUUUGAUAGGAAAACAGUCAAACUGGCGUCUCCUCGAUUCUUUUCUGUUGUUCCUGAAGAUGAUGAACAUAUCAACCUCCUAUCGCCAUCGUUAUUCAGUUUACACGACGAAGGUAAUGACGUUGAAAAAAAAUUUAGUAUUCCAAGCCUUAUCAAAGGUACAAAGGUGAUGCAAAAUCAAGAUCAUGAAGAAAUGAUAAAUUUGAUUGCCGAAGCUACUGGUGUUUCUGACGUCGUAGAAGAAGCCAAGCACAAAUCGCUUUUAGAAGUUGAAACCAACGCGCGAGGGAUUGAUGGUCAGCCAAUGUAUUUCACGAAAGAGAAUGCUACUGAAAUAUACGGAGAAGAUGGACGCAGAAAAAUUGAUACGUUUGAGAACCUUUAUAAAAAAACUGUGACAUUUCAGAUCAAAGAAAUGAAUUCAAGUGGGUACUCAGUUUUGAGCAAAGAACAACUUCAUCUCCUUUAUGGUAAAGAUUCUCCUUACGCAUCAGAAGCUACAUUGAAAAGACUUACGUCUUUAAAAAGCCCCGAUGAACUUCAGCGGCAUAUAGAGCAUGAUAUAACUGUACUUGCAAAAUCACGAAACUUAAAGUCAACUUUAAGACAAGAAAGAUCAAUCUUGACUCCACUACUGUUCCAAGACCUAACUCUCAAUCCAGGCACUCUUUCUCAAGCGAUAGUUCUUUCACCUGUUCUUUUUUCACCAGUAAUAUUAUCGCCGGCUGUGCUAGGACCAUUUAUAUUGAGUCCAUGGCUGUUUGUACCUGUCAUUCUUUCACCUCGUGUUUUGUCCCCUCUAAUUCUGAACCCUCUUAUCUUUUCACCAGUUAUCCUGUCACCACUAGUUUUACAUCCAUUCAUUCUUUCUCCUGGUAUCUUCAAUCCAUUUAUUUUGUCACCAGUUGUUCUUUCACCCUUCAUCCUUUCUCCCCAAGUUGCCACACCGUUCAUCCUUUCUCCUUUGGUUCUUAAUCCUUUAAUCCUGAAUCCUAUGGCCCUUUCCCCGCUGGUACUGAGUCCGUUCGUUUUGUCUCCACUCGUACUUUCACCGCAGUUACUUUUCGCCCUUGUUGCAAGUCCUCACGUGUUAUCUCCAUUGGUUGGAAGUAACCUUACCCUCAGCGCAGUAGUUGCGUCACCAAGCUUUUUGAGUUGA
This is a messenger RNA of Enterobius vermicularis (human pinworm), 1905 nucleotides long. The record is from the annotation of a GenBank genome assembly. Lineage: Eukaryota; Metazoa; Nematoda; Chromadorea; Rhabditida; Oxyuridae.